This is a messenger RNA of Oppiella nova, 849 nucleotides long. NCBI's taxonomy places the organism in Eukaryota, Metazoa, Arthropoda, Arachnida, Sarcoptiformes, Oppiidae. The record is from the annotation of a GenBank genome assembly.
UAUCCGGCACAAAAUGGUAAGACAGGAAAGGGUGACUAUUUCGACAUCGACGCCAAGACAUUCGCCGAGUGGGGGAUCGACUCAUUCAAGUUUGACGGAUGUAAUGAAGAUCCCAAAAAUAUGGAUGAAUUGUACCCUAAAAUGGGUGAAUCGCUUAAUAAAACAGGUCGCCACAUGGUGUUCAUAUGCGAGUGGCCAUUAUAUCAGUUGCACGGAAAAAUUAAACCCAAUUAUACAUCGAUUGCCAACACGUGUCACGUGUAUAGAAAUCACGGCGAUGUAGGCGACAGUUGGGCCUCAAUCUCAUCUAUCAUUCAAUUCUAUGGCGAUAACAACGAGGAAUUCAUUAAAUAUAACGGACCCGGACAUUGGAAUGAUCCAGACAUGGUAAUGGUGGGUGACUUCGGGUUAUCCUACGAGCAGAGUCGCACCCAUAUGGCAAUGUGGGCCAUGUUUUCCGCUCCACUUUAUAUGUCUAACGACUUGAGAGACCUUAAGCCCGAAGACAAACAAAUUCUGCAAAAUAAGGAAAUUAUUGCCGUUAAUCAGGAUAAACAUGGAAUCAUGGCUAAGAGGGUGUUCAUUGAUGAUAAAUUCUUAUUUGUCCAGACCCAGUUUGUCCAUCUCGGGUUUCACCUGUUGUUCACCAGCAUACGACAGCAAAUAUACCUAUUAUCAAUGUCUGAGAAAAUAUCGACUCUAAUCCCGGGUGCAAAAGAUGUGUCCGAAUAUACAGUGGAAGACCUGUUUAAAGACGAGGUGUUUAAGGAUAUGAAGGGAUCUAAUUUGGAGCUGAAGGUGGCUACUGGUGGGGGAUGUCGUAUGGUUAAACUGGUGCCUAAAAAAUGA